ACAGUUUUCAAUGAGUCUCCUGCUUUCCACCGGUAGACAUGUCGAAGAUUGGAAACCCUCUUUGUGCGGCUGUGUUGUUAGCUUUUGUCGUAAUGUCUUUAACACUUUUAGUGAACAACUGGCAUUCCAAAGCCCGUGACACAAAGUUCACCAAGGAAAAUCUUGAUGCGGACUUGGCUGUGCAGCGCAGCUUGUUAGUUUAUGAACUUAACGAAAGACGCAAAGAAAUUCUUCCGUUUCUAAUAUUAAACGAAGACGAGAUGGUUUGGGAAGAAUCUGGAUCGCGGGAUCCUUCAUCAACGUUUAAAAGAGUGAAUGGGAAUUCCGAGAAUGCAGCUGUUUCUGAAGGAUCUAUUCCAUAUAGCGGUGAGCUUGGCUGCAGUGAACUUGUGGAAAUGAGAGCGGUGGAGGUCCUGGGGUCUGGCUACACCAAGCUUGUUUUCAAGGUGCUUCUAUCCGAGGGCCAGCCUGUUGCACUGAAGUUUGUGAAUGACCAGGGGGCCGACAUGGGCAGAUGUCUCGAGGAAUUCAAAGACCCAGAGGGUUGUCACGAGCUCGUGUCCUUCAAACUGAAAAAAGAGAUAGUUUUGCUGCAAAAAUUGCAGCAUAGGAACAUAAUUAAGCUUCAAGGCCACUGUGAGGAGGAGGGUGGUGGAGGAGAAGGAGGAAGAAGGAUCACAGCAAUUCUAGAACAGGGUUCACCUCUCCAGAUGAUCCAGCUACUGCAGAGCCCUUGGGAGGAACGCUUCAGGGUGUGUCUGGGUCUGGCACGUCUGCUCCACUACCUGUCUGUCUCUCCGCUGGGUUCUGUGGUACUGCUGGACUUCCAACCACGCCAGUUUGUCCUGGUCUCUGGAGAGCUGAAGCUAACCGACCUGGAUGACGCUAGCGUGAGGGAGCCAGAGUGCCGGAGCGACCAGGACUGUGUGCUUCAGUUCCCCCUCAGGACCUUCAACCUGUCCUGCUCCCCCCAAGGCCUCUGUGAAGGCCACAACGAGAGAAGAAACCUCUACAACGCAUACAGGUAUUUCUUCACCUACCUGUUGCCUCACCAGGCUCCAUCUUCCCUCACACACCUGGUGGAACGCAUCAUGAACUCCACAGGAGAGCUACAAGCUGGUAUUAACAAGACUCUGGAAGCCUUUGAAGAAGUUCUCCAACUCUACCAGUCUGGGCCACACCUUGAUAACCUGCCUCCUGCCUUACUUAGAGAUUAUAGUGUGAUGCGGGGCGUGAGGACGUCAGGAGAUGUGGGCUACAGGUGCUGGGGCUCGUACAGUCACCAGGGCUGUCUGUUGUCCGUCCAGAGCUCCAGAGAGGCCGCCCUGCUCUGCUCCUCCCAGGCACAUUGCACCAGCUUCAGCCUCAGCCAGCAGAAGACCUGGACAGGGCGCCUGCUGGCCUCCUUCAGGACUGGGUUCAGCCAUCUAGUUCCAGAUGAAACCUCAGAGGUCUACCUGAGGAAGAGCAAGACCUCAGGAGCUACGGUGUAGGGAGAGGGACAAACAGCUGGCCGCGGUCAACUGCAGAACGCAAUGUAGUGGUCCACACCUUGAUCUACAGUACUAUGAAGAAUCGACAACGGACAUGUUGUGUUGUCAGAUGAGUGAAAUGUGGAGUCAUGACUGGUCUUGGUGUGUUGUUCCUGGCGGUGGUGCUUAGCAUGGAAGAGCUCCUGGAGGGCUAUCAAGGGCCUGCAGCUGAGAGGGGAGAUGUUUGAACUGAGGUGAAUGGCAUAUAUUUAUAAGGCUUCUGCUCAGGGAGCGUUUGAUCUGACUGCCAGGACUGCUGGCCCUCCCAAAGCUAUUUAGAGGGAUUUCCCUUCUGGUAUAAUUAUGAAAGAAAAAAAAAGAAAAAUGCAGUUUCCCCAUUUUGUCUUUAUUUGCCUAGUGUGUUGUGGAGGCCAGAGCCACAACAGUAAGACUUGUCUGAUUGAAGCCUGGGGACAGAAAGACAACAAGCUCUUAUACAAAUAAACUUUGAUGUAGAUGCAGCACAAAACUUGUAGAAGGUCUAUAUGCUUUGAGGAAUGUCAUCAGCCCUAUCACAGCACAGCUGUGCCCUUAGAUGUCAGUAACCAGAUCAUUCCAAUUCCAGUUCAAGUUAAUGUUGAAAUUUGUAAAAUGUAGAAGAAGAUAUUUACAUAUUGUUUGGUUAUUUACACCUUGUGGGUGUUAGACUGUAAAUUCCUUAUUUUUCAAUGAAAAAAUAUAUAUUUUAAUGAACAUUCAUUCCAACCUUUUUGUUCUUGUUUUACUAUUUGGUUCAUAAUAUAAAUACAUUG
This is a messenger RNA of Hypomesus transpacificus, 2284 nucleotides long. RefSeq names its product protein kinase domain containing, cytoplasmic b (gene pkdccb). Gene Ontology annotation, molecular function: ATP binding; non-membrane spanning protein tyrosine kinase activity. NCBI's taxonomy places the organism in Eukaryota, Metazoa, Chordata, Actinopteri, Osmeriformes, Osmeridae. The transcript is spliced from 7 exons. Gene Ontology annotation, biological process: protein phosphorylation. The record is from RefSeq and is a predicted model, not a curated record. The coding region runs from base 39 to 1493 and encodes 484 amino acids.